Molecule: messenger RNA, 805 nt
Organism: Oreochromis aureus
Lineage: Eukaryota; Metazoa; Chordata; Actinopteri; Cichliformes; Cichlidae
Product: parafibromin-like
Exons: 8
Coding region: 1-471 (156 amino acids)
Biological process (GO): positive regulation of transcription elongation by RNA polymerase II; transcription elongation by RNA polymerase II
Cellular component (GO): Cdc73/Paf1 complex
Molecular function (GO): RNA polymerase II complex binding
Source: RefSeq, a predicted model, not a curated record
AUGACCCUGAAACACCUUUUGGGUUGUCAGUCAGUCAUGGCUGACAUGGAUGGGCCGCUGUCUGCUAGUCAUUUCCCUUUUUACACUGGUCUGUGUAUUGGCAUUAGUCACAUGACCAUAAGCCACUAUCAGAAAAAGAGCAGGACUCAUUCUGCUUUGAAGCUUCCACUGGUUGGUACUGGUAAAGAGGGGCAGCCCAAAGAGUACUAUACCUUGGACUCUAUCUUGUUCUUGCUCAACAAUGUGCACCUGCCGCAUCCAUCCUAUGUGCGAAGAGCUGCAACAGAGAACAUCCGUGCUGUCAGACGACCUGAUCGAAAGGGCUUGCUUACAUAUCUUAAUGGCGAGAGCUCCACGUCAACGAGCAUCGACAGAAGUGCGCCCAUAGAAAUAGGUCUGCAAAGGCCAACACAAGUCAAAAGAGCAGCUGAUGAUGAGGCAUCUUCUGAAGCCAAAAAAAACAAGAGUUGAGGAUGAGGAACGUGUGCGUCUGGCUGCCCGUCUGGAGGACCAUAAAGAAGGCAAUGUGCAAAGCUGGUGAUGUGUGGGCUGACUUACAUUGGAAAGUCCAUCGAAGAAGACCAGGGUUUGCUGACCAUCUCUGGCUUCAACCUUGGAGCUUUCAGUGUCAUUCGUAAUUUGGCCCAAGAUCUCGUCUGAUAAGAUUUCGGGGACUUUUCCUGAGUAAUGUAAUGAGUGUAGAAUAUAAAGGCCAAUUCAACAUUUAUAGCAAGAGGUUGGCAGGUUAAGAGGAACAAUGCAAGAGUCACAGUUUUAGGGUGUUUGCAACUGUAGGUUUACUUCA